AUGCACCUGGCCUGCGCUGAACUCGUGCUGCAAAGGGUUCAGAGAGCAGGAAGGGACAGCGGCGCUGGCAGCACGAAGGCAGAGCGUGUGCUGGGCAGGGAUGGUGGCGCUGGCAGCACAAAGGCAGAGCGUGUGCUGGGCAGGGAUGGUGGCGCUGGCAGGACGAAGGCAGAGCAUGUGCUGGGCAGGAACGGCAGCGCUGGCAGGACGAAGGCAGAGCGUGUGCUGGGCAGGGACGGCGGCGCUGGCAGCACGAAGGCAGAGCGUGUGCUGGGCAGGGACGGCGACGCUGGCAGGACGAAGGCAGAGCGUGUGCUGGGCAGGGACGGCGGCGCUGGCAGGACGAAGGCAGAGCGUGUGCUGGGCAGGGACGGCGGCGCUGGCAGGACGAAGGCAGAGCGUGUGCUGGGCAGGGACGGCGGCGCUGGCAGCACGAAGGCAGAGCGUGUGCUAGGCAGGGACGGUGGCUCUGGCAGGACGAAGGCAGAGCGUGUGCUGGGCAGGGAUGGCGGCGCUGGCAGCACGAAGGCAGAGCGUGUGCUGGGCAGGGACGGCUACACUGGCAGGACGAAGGCAGAGCGUGUGCUGGGCAGGGACGGCGACGCUGGCAGGACGAAGGCAGAGCGUGUGCUGGGCAGGGACGGCGGCGCUGGCAGGACGAAGGCAGAGCGUGUGCUGGGCAGGGACGGCGGCGCUGGCAGCACGAAGGCAGAGCGUGUGCUAGGCAGGGACGGUGGCUCUGGCAGCACGAAGGCAGAGCGUGUGCUGGGCAGGGAUGGCGGCGCUGGCAGCACGAAGGCAGAGCGUGUGCUGGGCAGGGAUGGCGACACUGGCAGGACGAAGGCAGAGCGUGUGCUGGGCAGGGACGGCUACACUGGCAGGACGAAGGCAGAGCGUGUGCUGGGCAGGGACGGCGACGCUGGCAGGACGAAGGCAGAGCGUGUGCUGGGCAGGGACGGCGACGCUGGCAGGACGAAGGCAGAGCGUGUGCUGGGCAGGGACGGCGGCGCUGGCAGCACGAAGGCAGAGCGUGUGCUGGGCAGGGACGGCGGCGCUGGCAGCACGAAGGCAGAGCGUGUGCUGGGCAGGGACGGCGGCGCUGGCAGCACGAAGGCAGAGCGUGUGCUGGGCAGGGACGGCGGCGCUGGCAGCACGAAGGCAGAGCGUGUGCUGGGCAGGGACGGCGGCGCUGGCAGCACGAAGGCAGAGCGUGUGUUAGGCAGGGACGGUGGCUCUGGCAGGACGAAGGCAGAGCGUGUGCUGGGCAGGGACGGCGACGCUGGCAGGACGAAGGCAGAGCGUGUGCUGGGCAGGGACGGCGGCGCUGGCAGCACAAAGGCAGAGCGUGUGCUAGGCAGGGACGGUGGCUCUGGCAGGACGAAGGCAGAGCGUGUGCUGGGCAGGGACGGCGGCGCUGGCAGCACGAAGGCAGAACGUGUGCUAGGCAGGGAUGGUGGCUCUGGCAGGACGAAGGCAGAGCGUGUGCUGGGCAGGGAUGGCGGCGCUGGCAGCACGAAGGCAGAGCGUGUGCUGGGCAGGGACGGCGACGCUGGCAGGACGAAGGCAGAGCGUGUGCUGGGCAGGGACGGCGGCGCUGGCAGCACGAAGGCAGAGCGUGUGCUGGGCAGGGACGGCGGCGCUGGCAGCACGAAGGCAGAGCGUGUGCUGGGCAGGGACGGCGGCGCUGGCAGCACGAAGGCAGAGCGUGUGCUGGGCAGGGACGGCGGCGCUGGCAGGACGAAGGCAGAGCGUGUGCUGGGCAGGGACGGCGGUGCUGGCAGCACGAAGGCAGAGCGUGUGCUGGGCAGGGACGGCGGUGCUGGCAGCACGAAGGCAGAGCGUGUGCUGGGCAGGGACGGCGACGCUGGCAGGACGAAGGCAGAGCGUGUGCUGGGCAGGGACGGCGGUGCUGGCAGCACGAAGGCAGAGCGUGUGCUGGGCAGGGACGGCGGUGCUGGCAGCACGAAGGCAGAGCGUGUGCUGGGCAGGGACGGCGGUGCUGGCAGCACGAAGGCAGAGCGUGUGCUGGGCAGGGAUGGCGGCGCUGGCAGCACGAAGGCAGAGCGUGUGCUGGGCAGGGACGGCGGCGCUGGCAGCACGAAGGCAGAGAGUGUGCUAGGCAGGGACGGCGGCGCUGGCAGCACGAAGGCAGAGCGGUCUGAGCAUGGCCUUCCAGACUCCCGGGGCUCAUCUCCGUCUCCCACUGCUCUCGUCUGCCUUCCACGCACCUUGCUCUGA
Molecule: messenger RNA, 2238 nt
Organism: Alligator mississippiensis (American alligator)
Lineage: Eukaryota; Metazoa; Chordata; Crocodylia; Alligatoridae
Exons: 2
Coding region: 1-2238 (745 amino acids)
Source: RefSeq, a predicted model, not a curated record